Messenger RNA from Perca flavescens (yellow perch), 1590 nucleotides. It is a transcript of the gene tspan12, whose product is annotated as tetraspanin 12. Bases 654 to 1460 code for a protein of 268 amino acids. The transcript is spliced from 6 exons. Lineage: Eukaryota; Metazoa; Chordata; Actinopteri; Perciformes; Percidae. Gene Ontology annotation, cellular component: plasma membrane. The record is from RefSeq and is a predicted model, not a curated record.
GCAGCAGCAGGACGGGACAGCGCCCCGCCCCCCUCCAGGCUGCUCCGGGCUCAGACACAAACACACCCGAGCCUGCGGACUUUCAGCUCGGCUUUUACGCAGCGAGGGGAACUUUUACGCGACAAAAAUCUGACUUUGGAGCGUGUUGAAGAGGAUUUAACGCACACUGCUGGAUGUCUGUAAACUUCCCUUUAGUUUUCAAUGUGAGGUUUCCAGCGUUGGAGUUUCGCUUUGGAGUUUGGGGAUCCCAUAACUAAUCUUAACGCGAAAUAACUCCCGAGCAUAACCGUGUUUCAAAACCUCAUCCGCGCGCUGCGUGUCUCCGCUGCUAAGUGAGUGAUGAUUGGUUUGGAAAUGUCAGCUCCGCACACUCCAUCAUCCCGGCGGGGCUGACGGGCGGAGGGAAAGUAAGAAACCACCUGUUGUGGAACUUUCCUGGACCUUGUCACGGAUAAAGCCGAGCUGCUGAAACCAGACUCCGGACAGAGCCGAGUGAGAGCGGAAUGCAGGUUCGGGUUCGGCUUUUACGCACGGAGCGGACGCGCUUCUCCCUGCACGGUCCCAGUGUCUCCGGGGGGCUCCGGGUUGUUGUGUGUUUGCAGUGAGCAUGUUGCCAUGGUGUCCCGGGCUCAGGUGAGCAGCACGGCGGCGGGAUGGCUCGCGAGGACGCGGUGAGGUGUCUGCGCUGUCUGCUGUACGCGAUCAACCUGCUGUUCUGGCUGAUGUCAGCGUGUGUGCUGGGGGUGGCAGCAUGGAUCAGAGACCCCCUGAACACCGUGCUUACCCUGACAGCCCACACCAGUUUCUGCAGCCUGCUGGUGAUUUUCUGUGUGGAGUUGGCCAGCGCUGUCUGGACCUACGACGAGCCCUCAGUGCAGCGCUCUGAUAUGAUCAGUCUGAAGUCUCGGAUGCCGAACUACGGCCUGCAGCAUUACCAGUGGCUCACGCACACCUGGAACAGCUUCCAGACAGAGUUUGAGUGCUGCGGGGUGAUCUACUUCACUGAUUGGCUGGAGAUGACAGAGAUGGAGUGGCCCCCUGACUCCUGCUGCUCCAAUCAGUAUCCAGGAUGUGCUCGCCACGCCCACUACCACGACCUCAGCGACCUGCACCAAGAGGGCUGCGGUCCGAAGAUCUACGGUUUCAUCCGAGGGACGAAGCAGCUUCAGGCGCUGCGUUUCCUGGGCGUGUCCAUCGGCGUGGCUCAGAUCCUCGCCAUGGCGCUGACGCUAACGCUGCUCUGGGCGCUGUACUACGGGCGGCAGGCUCCGGAGCCGGACCCCCCCCCGCCGCCGGACGCCUCCGCCCAGCACGCCGUGACACACACGGCGCCGGCCGCGCCGGGAUGCAGCCACACGAAGAAGAGCUGCAGCGGGACGCAUGUCGCCAUGGCGCCCAGCGGGACGCAUGUUGCCAUGGCGCCCAGCGGGCUGCAGAUUGAGAUGGAGCGCCUGGCGUAGCCGCCUGAACACACCGUGGGGAGGGGGGGGGAGGGAACUACACGUCUUAUUUUAGGGGUUUUAUUUCAUCAUUUCUAUCAAUAACGACUCUGGGUUACACUUUACUUAACUUGGCAUUUUUUGGCGCACU